AUGCCUGCACUCGAGAUAUCUCAAGCAGAAUCAUCGACUGCAGCGUCGCGAAAAGCCAAAGCAGUACCUAAUGGCGCAGGUCCAGAAUAUGAAUUGCCAUGGGUCGAAAAGUAUAGACCGGUCUACCUCGACGAUGUCGUCGGCAAUGCAGAGACCAUUGAGAGACUGAAAAUCAUUGCAAAAGAUGGAAACAUGCCACAUCUAAUUAUAUCAGGCAUGCCAGGUAUUGGAAAGACAACCUCAAUACUCUGUCUAGCGAGAACACUGCUGGGAGAUGCCUACAAAGAGGCCGUGCUCGAGCUCAAUGCCUCCGAUGAACGAGGCAUCGAUGUGGUGCGUAACAGAAUCAAAGGGUUCGCUCAGAAAAAGGUUACACUUCCACCAGGAAGACAUAAAAUUGUGAUUCUGGAUGAGGCAGACAGUAUGACUUCUGGCGCACAGCAGGCCCUUCGGCGGACCAUGGAGAUAUAUGCAAACACAACUCGAUUCGCCUUCGCAUGCAACCAGUCAAACAAGAUCAUUGAGCCACUACAGUCACGUUGUGCCAUACUGCGAUAUGCGCGACUCACCGACGCGCAAGUCGUGCAGCGCUUGUUGCAGGUUAUCGAAGCCGAGAAGGUCGAAUACUCGGAGGACGGUUUGGCUGCUCUUGUCUUCAGUGCCGAGGGAGACAUGCGACAGGCUUUGAACAACCUCCAGAGUACCUGGGCUGGAUUCGGCUUUGUCAGUGGUGAUAAUGUCUUCCGAGUAGUCGAUAGCCCACAUCCUGUCAAGGUCCAAUCCAUGAUCAAGGCAUGUUACGAGUGCAGGAUCGACGACGCUAUUGAUACACUGCGAGAAUUAUGGUAG
Messenger RNA from Lithohypha guttulata, 849 nucleotides. RefSeq names its product replication factor C subunit 4 (gene RFC4). Gene Ontology annotation, biological process: DNA-templated DNA replication; DNA repair. Gene Ontology annotation, molecular function: ATP binding; ATP hydrolysis activity; DNA clamp loader activity. Gene Ontology annotation, cellular component: Rad17 RFC-like complex; nucleus; Elg1 RFC-like complex. The transcript has 3 exons. Lineage: Eukaryota; Fungi; Ascomycota; Eurotiomycetes; Chaetothyriales; Trichomeriaceae. The coding region runs from base 1 to 849 and encodes 282 amino acids. The record is from RefSeq and is a predicted model, not a curated record.